AGGAGGAUGCGAAUGAGCGUUGCAUUGCCGCAUGGUGUAGCACGAGUGUCGUUCCUGUAUUCCCCCCUCUCUGUUGCCUCCUGUCUCCGCUCGUGCAUGAUUCCUCGUUUGUCCACCCACCGCAGCCGUUGUCACGAAACCGGCAUUUUCUUGAUAAGUGCCCGUACGCUGAUACAACAACGAGUGUUCUGCUUUCUGUUGCGUUGCCUUGAGAUUGUUUAUUCAUCUCGGCAUGGCUCUGACGACUCGGAGCACGGCGGCAGCGGCACUGACCAGCAGAAUUCGCGCCCGUGCAGCCGCUGGGGCCAAAAAGGCCAUUCCCGGGUGCUCGAGGUGGCUCCGCGGACUGCACAGUGCGAGCUUCGACGACAAGCUGGGAACGUUUGACCUCCGGCUGCACAGAGGGGCAGAGCCCUUGCAGGUGUCUGCCCUGGCGCUGCGGGAUCUGUGUCAGUCCGAGAUCUGCUGGGACCACCACAACCAUCAGCGGAGGAGCCCCCGGGUGCCAGCUGGGGAACCUCCUGGGGUCGAUUCGGUUUCGGCAUUGGAUGCCGGGCUGCAGGUCGUUUGGUCCGAUGGUCAUGUCUCCAACUAUUCAACGUCGGAGCUCCAGCGCCUCCUCCGCCGCCCUGGCAGCGAGCUUCCCGAGCCCAUCCUCUGGGACCGCAACACGCUGCCUGCACCGCCCGAGGUGCAGUUUGCCUCGCUCGCAGACGCCAGCGGCACGCAGACCUUUGCCAGACAGAUCCACACCUACGGCUUCGCCGUUCUGCGUGGCGUCCCUCUGACCGAAGCCGCCACGGACGCCGUCGGCGAGCUGCUGGGGGCGAAGUGGUCCACGAGCAUGUUUGGCACGAACUGGGAGGUCAAGAUCGACGCAGACAGCAGGGACUCCGCCUACAGCACCGACGAGAUUCUGCACCACACGGACGGCAACUACCUCCCGUACCGCGCUCCGAUGCAGCUCUUCCACUGCUUCCAGCCUGGGGCCCCAGGCACGGGCAUAAGCAGCUUCAUCGACGGAUUUGCAUUGGCCUGUGAGCUGCGGCGGCGGAGCGAGAAGGCGUAUGAUAGUUUGACGAAGCAAACUCUGUCUUACCAGUACCAAGACUUGAAGCAUGAUAUCUCCGCGGAGCAUCCUGUGCUGCAGCUCAACUGCCGCGGGGAUCUCGUCGCGAUAAAUUGGAACAACCACGACCGAGCCACGAUGCCCGCAGACCCGGAUCUGAUCGAGGCAAUGAGGCUUUGGGAUACAUUGCUUCAGGAUGAGCGUUGGCACCUCGACUUUUCAUUGCAGCGCGGUGAUUUGCUCGUCUUCGACAACAUGCGAUUGUUGCACGCGCGCAAGGGGCGGCUUGAUCCAGGUAGUCCCCGCCACUUCGUUGGCUUCUACUUGGAUAAUGGGAUCGCAGGUGCGAUCCACAAGCCACGUGCGCUGCUGUGGUCUGGGGAUGGCACGGAUACAGCAGACCUUCGCUCUGACACGAAGACACAGCCAGAUGGUCCGAUGUACACUGCCAUGAUCUCGGCCACUCUGGGCGAUGACGUUGUGGGUGAGUGCGAGACAACGCGCGCAAUGGAAUCAUAUGUGUCUGAGUUGCUGGGAAAGGAGGCGGCCUUGCUCGUUAGCUCUGGCACGCAGGGCAACUUGCUUGCCACAGCUGCCCAGUGCCCGCGCGGCACGGAGAUGAUCCUGGGUGAAGAGUCUCACAUGCACCUGUGGGAGGCAGGCGGCCCCUCUGUGCUCUUUGGUAUAGCGCAACGAACAGUGCCAGUCGACGAGCUCGGGCAGCUGCCUAUUCUAGCCCUGGAGGCAUCGCUGGCGCUCUCGGACCCAGAGGACGACCACUGCUGCCGCACGCGGCUGGUUGUGACCGAGAACAGCCAUGGUUGUCGGGGAGGUGCGGUACUCAGCCCAGCCUACAUGAAAGAACUCGUCCACCUCUGCCGUGACCGCGGACUCCGCCUUCAUGUUGACGGCGCCAGGCUGCUUAAUGCCGCGGCGGCGGUUGCCGAGGCGAGCAGCUGUGACAAAGACCAGAAGGCCGCCGCUGUCGGUGGGCCCCUGGGGGAGGCCGCGCGCACGCUGCUGGACGGCGUGGACACGGUGAGCGUCUGCCUGAGCAAAGGCCUGGGCUGCCCAGGCGGCGCGGUCAUUGCCGGCGACGCCGCGACCAUCGCAGAGUGCAGGAGGCUGCGGAAGUUGGUCGGUGGCAGUGUGCGGCAGGCCUCCGGGCUGUUGGCUGCCGCAGGGCUGCACGCGAUGCGCGAGCGGGACCUCUUCUCGGACCUGAGGCGGGACCACGCGCUGAUGCGGCGACUGGUGAACGGGAUCCAGCGCCUGCCAGGGGCCUCGGUGAACCUCUACGGCGGGACGAACAUGGCUGUGGUCGGGCUCUCCCCCGUCGGGUCCUCCGCCACCGCGGACGACCGCGCCGCGCGCGUAGCCGCUCUCGCGAAGGCCUCCGGGCUUCGGGUCGGCAGCUACCUCGGGCAGGGGGGCUGGCGUUUUGUGACACAUCGUGGCAUUCAGGAGCACCAUGUGGACGCCUUGGUGGAGGCGUUUGCAAGGGGCACCGCGUGAUACCGACCCUGUUGGUUUAAGCCGGGUCAGGCAGCCUGGCCUGUUUUGUCGACGUCUAGUGCAAAACCGUGGCAGCAUCCAUGCCCAAAUUAUAGUGAGACGGGUGCAAAUACUACUUCGAGCAUGCGCGGGGUGUUCCCACCUCAAAACACAGCGCGAGUGGCGCGCGCAGCCCCGCGCCCCUCCAGGUCCCAGGGGGGACGGGAGCGUACUGAGCGCGCUCUUCUAGGCGGGUGGGGGAACGCGGGGUCUUUUGAGUUCAUGGGUAUUCGAGAUAUCUUGCCUUCUACGUGCUGAUGUUUCCAGUCUCGUGGCUGCGCUUCUCAAGCCAGAGCCGGCCGUCUCUGGAUGCAGCCUAAUACGUAAUGACCGCCCUCUGCUCCGCAGAGCACGAGCGCGCGUCCAUGGCCCCCCUUCCUCGCCCUCCUCUCCCCCGUGUGACGUUUCAAGCUGAUGUAGACGGUGCAUCCUUCUUGUCGUUGCGGCGGUGUGGGCUCCCGCUUGAGGCUCCUGUGGUGUAGGGUCAUGUCGAGGUUUGUUCCCCAAGCCCGUGUAGCCUCCUGCAUAAGAGUUGCUACAUCGCAC
Prorocentrum cordatum is the source of this 3169-nucleotide messenger RNA. The record is from the annotation of a GenBank genome assembly. Lineage: Eukaryota; Dinophyceae; Prorocentrales; Prorocentraceae.